Rotaria sp. Silwood2 is the source of this 1503-nucleotide messenger RNA. The record is from the annotation of a GenBank genome assembly. NCBI's taxonomy places the organism in Eukaryota, Metazoa, Rotifera, Eurotatoria, Philodinida, Philodinidae.
AUGCAUCAUCAACCAAAACUAGCGGCUUCUGUAAGCAUAGGUAAUCCAGCUUGUGAAUCGCGAGAUCAAGAACGUACUUCCCGAAGAAUGAACAGAGUUGCUGGAUCUGCCACGGUACCAGACAAAGAUGAUAUCGUUGCAGCAAGAUUACGAGGAGCACGUUCGAGUGGUCCUGACGCUUCAUUGCAUUCAUCUGAUACAGAUAAUCUACCAGCUCAAAUAAGAACACCCAAGUCAUAUGCAAGUGAAAUAUUUGGUGUUGAUAGAUCCACUUCAGAAGAGUUAAGAACUUUAUUGAAAUACCUCAGACGUCAACUUCCACCGAUGGAUAAACAAGGUCCAAUGAGUGGCAAAUGCAUUCCUGAGACUGAUCAGAUGGAAGACUUUCUUAAACGAAAUUUCGGUUUCUAUAAUAAUGGUCAAUACAUUGUAUCUGGUGUACGAGCAUUCGAACUGCGCAAACCCCUCUCGAAAAUGGAGUCCAAUGCAAGAAUUUAUUUUCCCCACGAGCAUCGCGGUUCAUUUACCAUGACUGUAUCGGAAAUCAGGAGGUGGCAAAAUUCCUUUGCUGUCUAUGCUGAUAAAAGUAUCUCGGGGACGGACAAAGUCUUUCUUUAUAAAGCUCUUCAGGGAAAGAGUAAGGAUGGUGACGAAGCUUUUCGCAUGAAAUUCGUCGUGCGAAUUUCUGAUUGUCCUAUUUUGAUGAAAUUCGAUGCAAAGAUAUUACCCCGUUCACUCGAUGAGUACUGGCCAAAUAACAUCAAACUCGUUUCGGUGACAGGUAUUGACUUUGCUGGCCGACAACAUGAUGCAAAAGAUAUCACAACCUAUAUCACCAAUUGGGAGAAAGUUUUCGAGCUCGAUCGGACCACGGGUAUGCCAGCAGUGUUCCAUGGAAGAGAUUUUCGUCCACUGAAGCGUCAUCCACCAGUCGUACUUGACGAACAACGUCUGGUCAAUGAUCUUAUUUGUAUGGUGAGAACACGAUUACGAGCAUGCGACAUAGAAGGAGUACAAAUCGUAGUUGAGACGGGUAUUGGCCUCGGUGUUUUUGCUGGCAAACACAUUGGGAUCGAUGGUCAAGUAAGAAUGCUGUCUGCCUAUGCCGUUCGAUACGUACUUCAAAAUGAAUGGUCCGUGUACAAAAAUAUUCGCGCUAUUGUGUUUGCUUUACCGAUCUUCUCCAGAACUCUUGACGGCCACCAACUUCCGGAUACCUAUCACGAUUUUGUCAACGAAUUUCGUGAGAGUAAAUAUCGUGGACCUAUACCUGUCCUUAUCGCUGAUCAGGAUAUGCAUGAAUUGACGAUAGCCAUUGCUCUUCAGGGCUUUCGAGUUUCUCAACUCAAUCCAGCUGAUUCACAUGGCGUGUUUGGCGAAUACUGGCAAAACCAUGGGCCAGCAGUCGAAGAGAAGCUUGCUCUGACGACAGUCGGUCUGCUUGUUCAACAUCAUCUCAUAAAUCCUUCAGUUCUUGAUCACAGUAAAUAUCACUUUAUAUGA